UCUAGCAAGUUUGGUAAUCGUGAGUUGGUUUUUGUGGGGUGUGGAAAUGCAGGCUGAAGAGAAAAAGUUAGCGAACCCUAUGAGGGAGAUCAAGGUCCAGAAGCUGGUCCUCAACAUCUCAGUCGGUGAGAGCGGAGAUCGACUCACGAGAGCCGCCAAGGUGUUGGAGCAACUCAGUGGCCAAACACCCGUUUUCUCCAAAGCGAGGUACACUGUUCGAUCCUUUGGCAUCAGGCGUAAUGAGAAGAUUGCAUGUUACGUCACUGUCAGGGGUGACAAGGCGAUGCAACUUUUGGAGAGCGGUUUGAAGGUCAAGGAAUAUGAGUUGCUACGAAGGAACUUCAGUGACACUGGUUGUUUUGGAUUUGGAAUCCAGGAGCACAUUGAUUUGGGAAUCAAGUACGAUCCUUCUACAGGUAUCUAUGGAAUGGACUUUUACGUUGUUCUGGAGCGUCCGGGUUACCGUGUGGGUCGACGUCGCAGGUGCAAGUCUCGCGUCGGGAUCCAGCACAGGGUCACAAAGGAUGAUGCCAUGAAAUGGUUCCAGGUCAAGUAUGAGGGAGUGAUUCUUAACAAGUCGCAGCAGCUCUCAGCUUCGUAGGCCCUUAGGAUCAUCAAAUUAAUUUGAUCAGUCUCUAUGACCGGCAUCUGUUCAUUUUCAGUUUUGCAAAGCUCGAGUUAGCGUUUGGACCGAAGUAUGUUAAUUUGUUUUUUGACUUGUAAAGCUUUUGGAAGUUUAUAUCAUUAGGGCUUGAGUUGCCUGGAA
Molecule: messenger RNA, 766 nt
Organism: Pyrus x bretschneideri (Chinese white pear)
Lineage: Eukaryota; Viridiplantae; Streptophyta; Magnoliopsida; Rosales; Rosaceae
Product: 60S ribosomal protein L11
Exons: 4
Coding region: 47-601 (184 amino acids)
Biological process (GO): translation
Cellular component (GO): cytosolic large ribosomal subunit; ribosome
Molecular function (GO): RNA binding; structural constituent of ribosome
Source: RefSeq, a predicted model, not a curated record